CUAGCUAUUUGUGCAUCGUAUCAAGUUCCGCGUUUAUUCUUAUUCUGAUUCAUUCGAAUUGCAUGUAUCAAUCGGGAGAAGUGGUUAAAUGAUUGGGAAGCGAAAAUAAUAUUCGAUUAGCACCUAGGUGAGUUUGAACGGCAAGACUAAAUCAAAAUGAAUGCACGUUCGCAAACGUUCGACCUGACGAUGGAGGGUCGCCAGGUUGACGAAGCUGUUUCGAGUAUCUUCCAUACGAUUUUGUUCCACCGAAGCUUGGGCAAAUUUAUGUAUACGGGAGAAGCCAUGUACUCGAUUGGAUCUAUCGGUUACAUGGAUGUAGACUGCGAUUUCAUUGACUUUACGUAUGUUUGCUGUACUUCCCCGAUGCUGGAAGAGACGAUCAAAAGGGAAAUAGGAGAGUUUAGCCGUCAGUUGCGCAGCAAUGAAAGCUCUGGCACCGGACAAAUCAGUUUGGAAUUCUUUCAACGUAAGAAAGCACGGUGGGCUUUCCUAACGGAAUGCAUCCCUUGGGAAGUAUGGACUAUUCGUCUGGAAUUGGUCAACCUAACGAAUGAAGAUGACCGGCAGAUUUGUCGGGAGAAAGUAGGUGAGAUGCUGUCGGAUAAGAUCGUUUACAUAACGGAGGUGAUGAAUAGACAUGAUUACCUGCCGAAAACGCCGAAUCAGACGGAGCUGGACUCGGUCUUCGAUACUUCUUAUCCCGAUGUGCAACCGUAUCUGUUUCAGUUCAAGUUCAAAACCACCGGACCCAGUACCAAUUCGGUAGGAAAAACAGUCAAGAAGUUGUUCAAGGAAACGCUUUCGUUGUGACUGUUGACGACAGCAAUUUUCGUAUUAUUGUUCGGAAGAUAGCAACCGGUAGGAAACGGAUUUCAGUGAUUCUUUGCGACAGUGAUUGGUGCGUUUGGAGGCUAUUUUUGCGAAUUUUAAGCAAAUCGAAUGAAGAGAGGUCACUAAUGUCAUUGCAAUGGCCCUUGACAUGACGUCGUACGUUCAGAAUGACCAGUGGUGGUAACGAGACUGUCGUGAAUAGUUUAUAUGACUUUUACCACCUCUAAGUGUGAUGAAGCGGAUAGGUUUGCUUUUCAUUGAAUAUCACAUAUGUUAAAAUAAUAAGCUGCAUGUUUUAAGUAAUAAUAUAUCAGUAAACAUUCGAAACGAAAUAAAAAUUUCAAAACCUUUCUAAAAAUAAAUUCCGCAGGUGUUCAAAUUUGUGUGCAACAUCGAAAGUUUUAUAGCAUAAAAAUCGAAAAUUUUCCAGCAAUAUCUUUUUAUGACUUGGACUCGAGUAUGCGAUUCGUAUAGACCGUUUGAUCAAUUCUUGUUUUCAAUUCAACACUAAAGAUUCAAUAAAAACUGUUAAAUGUUUUGACAGUUAAAUGUUAUGUUUAUGUGACGUUACUGAUCAAAUUCACAUUGGUACACAAUCGUGUUUCCUUUUUUGAUUGAUAAAUAAAAAGGACUUCGAUACUCGAAUAGACACGGUCGUCGAAUCUCACUCAAUAUUAUGUUCCGGUUACUCACUUUCGCUAAAAUAAACGUGGUUACUCAUGAACUUAGUAAAAAUCUGGUCGUAUAGGAGUAAAUGUCACUAAUACUGCUACACUAAUUUGCUCGAAUACGAGUGACAUAUUCGAGGAGAUUUGAAGUUUGAUUCUACGGCCGUUCUACAGCAUUUUAGAAUUUAAUCUUCUUGGGAAGGGAAGUAAAGCCGUUGGUCCCCGGUUCAUGAGUUGAUGGGUCGAUAGGGUAGGGUCCAGGUGUGGGAGCUGCCUCCCUGACGUCGGUAGCAUUGGUGCUCAGCACGGAAAACAAGAUCAACGGGAAACAAAAUAAAAAAAAACAAAGAAAAAAAGAAUUUAACAUUGGCUUUUCAUCAAGUUUUUCGCUACCAGCUCAAAUAUUUAUAAAACUCUGCACAGAGAUUUUUUUUAAAGGAAAAAAAUGGGGGUCUGUGUUUGAGUUCAUUUCUUCCCGGGAGGCGACUAUUUUCUACUCACUUUUUCCCUCGCCCGGAACUUACUUCUUUCUUGUUUUCCAAUUUUCCCUGCAUUGUUGCUUUUUUCACCAGCUUGUUUGCAGCUAAAUAUGUCGCGUCUUUCUGGUAGUCGAAAUACGGUCGACGCUGUUCCUGGAUUCUACUCGCCUGUUAUUCUUAUUAUCUAAUACCUAAUUAUCCCAACGUUUAAUUUUAAAUUGAUUGAGCUUGGCAUCUCUAGCAUCAGAUAUUUAGUUAUAAUUCAAACAAUUCAUGAGAAAAAUAUCCACAAGCUAAAAUCUUAUUCUACAAGCAAACCUAUCAGUGUAGAAUAAUGUUUGUCCACAAUAUUUGAAAUGAAAACAGCGUUACCAGCAAAGAAUGGCGUUCGAUGAAGAAGGUAGCUGGAAAAGUAUCAUUAAGCCAUCAAGACAAAUGCUAAAGGUUAAAUGAUACGUAGAAGGAUUCAAAUGACUCAUUUUGAUGUGCUUACCAUUUUCAACUAGCAGUUCAUAGAAAUGUCGUUCUUGUCUUAGGUUACCUAGUUCGAUAUCGUUGGAUUGUGUUAGUCGUAAACUAUGAUGCAGAUUAAGAGAACCAUGAGUGUAAUUGUGAUGUGAUAGACGGGAAAGCGUGUAAAGCAAACUGGGAUAUAGAUAUAAAAGUGAUCGUAAGAUAGGAUCGUGAAAGUCUUAAUCUAAAUACAGGUAUACCUCGAUAUAACGUACCUGUCGGCGAUUUCUCGCAAACGGUCAUUCAAACAAGCAAAGUAAUAUCACCAUCGGACAGAUGAGACAAUCCCCCAUUUAUCGAUAUGAUACAAUACAAUUGUAUGAUUCAAUUGUUAUUAGCGAGUUAUUGACGAUGGAAGUCAAAAGUGACAGUUACGUUAUAUCGAGGUAUACCUGUAACGCACUACAUACUGCAUAACGAAAUGCAACGGACAAACAAGUGUACAUUUUUAUUGUUAGUGAGUCAUUAAUGUAGUGAUCAGUUAUAGUUUCUUUUCAGUGUAGAUAUAUUAGAAUUCGAUACACGAUGCAUAACAAAAAAAAAAGAGCGCUGAUAGAUGCUUAAAAAAUAAAAAUAA
Messenger RNA from Ochlerotatus camptorhynchus, 3071 nucleotides. It is a transcript of the gene Atg101, whose product is annotated as autophagy-related protein 101. The transcript has a single exon. Gene Ontology annotation, biological process: autophagy; autophagosome assembly. The record is from RefSeq and is a predicted model, not a curated record. Gene Ontology annotation, cellular component: phagophore assembly site. Bases 157 to 813 code for a protein of 218 amino acids. Lineage: Eukaryota; Metazoa; Arthropoda; Insecta; Diptera; Culicidae.